AUGGAGGAAUUUGACCUUGUAGAUCAUGAGUGGUUUGCAUACAUGUUCAAGAUUAGGCAUCUUUGGAUCCCUGCAUAUUUCAGGGACAUGUUUAUGGGUGGGUUACUACGUUCUACUUCAAGGUCUGAAGGUGAAAACAGUUUCUUUUGUAAUUUUAUAAACCCCCAUGUGACCUGUGUUGAAUUCUUUGUCCGUUAUGAAACUGCUCUUGAUGCUCAAAGGCAUGAACAGGAUGAGUUGAACAAGCUUAAUAAAUCUGAGCCUCAAUUGCUUAUUCAUUUACACUUGGAAAAGCACGCUGCUGUUGUUUACAGUCGUGCCAUCUUUUAUGAUUUUCAAGAAGAAUGUCAGGAAGCUUGUUUGUCAUGUGGUGUUGAAAGUUGUAGUUCUCUGUAUGGAGAUGGUGUGGAGUUUUCUGUAAUUGUUGAUCAUGAGAAAAGGAAAAACUUUGACGUAAAUUUUGACUUGGCCACAUAUGAGUGCAGUUGUACUUGUAAAAUGUUUGAGAGUCAAGGCAUCUUAAGUAGACACAUUCUGUUUAUUAUGAACGACAAGUCUAUACGUGAAAUUCCUGAUCUUUAUAUCAUGAAUCGUUGGAGAAAAGACAUUCUGCAGAAAGCUUCAGUCAUAAAUGUUGUUCUGGAUGAUGCUUCUAAGUAUGAUAAGAAGAAGCAAUUGGAGCAAAUGUUAACAAAGAAUAAUCCUGAAAAUGCAACUAGUUCAAAAGAGGUGAAAGAUGUUGUUAUUCAGGUUUUGGUUGGGUCAAAUGAAGUAGAUGUAAACAUCUUGCCUCCAAAUCAGUGUCUUAAAAAAGGUUCUGCCAGAAGUUCAAAGCGGUUGAAGAGUGCAAAAGAAGUAGCUUCUGAAGAAAAAUCCAAAAAGGGCAUAACCUGUAGAGCUUGUGGGCAACCUGGUGUUUCACAUGCAGUAGAAAUUGUCCAAACAAGUAGUUCUUUAGGUGUUAUUACACUUGUACUUUUUUUUAUAGAUAUUUUACCUUUUUAUUAUAAUACUUGGAAAUUUAAAGAUGUUUUGGAAGAUCAAGAUUAA
Chenopodium quinoa (quinoa) is the source of this 1050-nucleotide messenger RNA. Its product is annotated as protein FAR1-RELATED SEQUENCE 5-like. Bases 1 to 1050 code for a protein of 349 amino acids. The transcript has 4 exons. Lineage: Eukaryota; Viridiplantae; Streptophyta; Magnoliopsida; Caryophyllales; Amaranthaceae. The record is from RefSeq and is a predicted model, not a curated record. Gene Ontology annotation, molecular function: zinc ion binding. Gene Ontology annotation, biological process: regulation of DNA-templated transcription.